Messenger RNA from Alternaria rosae, 1228 nucleotides. Its product is annotated as ornithine decarboxylase antizyme-domain-containing protein. Gene Ontology annotation, cellular component: cytoplasm; nucleus. The record is from RefSeq and is a predicted model, not a curated record. Bases 1 to 822 code for a protein of 273 amino acids. Gene Ontology annotation, molecular function: ornithine decarboxylase inhibitor activity. The transcript has 4 exons. Lineage: Eukaryota; Fungi; Ascomycota; Dothideomycetes; Pleosporales; Pleosporaceae. Gene Ontology annotation, biological process: positive regulation of protein catabolic process.
AUGGCGAUGACGAAACGAAGCAGUAGUAGUAUGAGUAGUAAUAGUAGCAUUCACUCGUACUCGUCCGCGAGCAAUGUCCGCGCUAGCUGCUACUCCGUAAACGCCGCUACCGCCAGCCUUCACGGCUUCCAUUACUCCACUACCCCCUCGGGAAUUCCAUCACCCCCUUCAAGUCCCCCCCUCGCCGCCAAAAAUGCGUCCACCGCCCAAGGUGGCAAGGCGCGCAGAGGGGGGGCAGCAUAUACCAUCACGGGAGAGUGUGAGAGACUCUUCUGCGAGACACUGCGAUCUGUAUUCCUGGGUGAGGGGAGCCAGCAUCGCCAGAACUCGCUAGUGAUGGGUAUGCCAUAUGACAACACUACGACUGCGACCACCGCUAUCACCAACGACUACGGUAUCGAUGCUCGUCGCUACUCGGACUCUUCGACCGAAUCUGCUGCGCCUGGAACGGUGCGGUUCGAGGAGGAGAAGGGUGCGAUAGCCGACUACAUUGAGAUGUGGGACUACGUUGGUGGCAUUAGGUUCCGGAGUUUCGUUGCUCAGAAGGAAGACGAGAGGGCCAUGUUCAUCUUUUUCGAUGAAUCCGUCAUCAACGGGGAUUUGAAAGCAGGUCUCAUGGCCCUUCUCGAACUCUGCGAAGUCGACUACUUCUCCUGCGACCGACUCGUCCUGUGCAUCGACCGCCACGUCGACCAAGCUGCUCUGGCCAACGUCACCAAGGAUCUGGGCUGGAUCGGCUUCGGCCUUACAACGCUCGACGAGUUCAGCCAGGGCGAAGAGUUGACAAGCAAGAAAUGGUUGUUCAUGGAUAUGGAGAUAUAAACGUACUGAGAAGAUGGGAACGUGGUUAGGGUUCUUGGUGUCUGUCGCUACAACACAGCAUAUGGUCCGAGUUUCUCUUUUCCUGGGGAGUUCCGCAUGACGGACUGGGGCGUUGGUUCUUCUUCCUAAGUAGCACGCAUGGAGUCCGGUCGCUUGGCUAUGUGUAUGGUUUCCUAGCAGGGUGUUUGUAGUUGAAUGCAAUAUUUGUAACCAGGUUCUAUCAGUACUCUGUGACGUGCCAAUUUCUCUGCCAGUGUAUGCCAGAGCCUGCCUCGCCGUGCGACUAAAGAACAAAUGCAUGUAUACAUCCGUCAAGUAGAUGAUAUCCAGGAACGCGGCUUGUCGUGCGCCUUCAUUCCUAUUCUUUUACUACCACAUUCCAACUCGCCGUUCAGUGCGUGUCCAA